AGGGCGAGAUGGAGGCUGCGAGGAGGACAUAUAGCUAUCAAGCGUGAUACUAUAUAUGGAUGCCGAUGGCCGCAUAUGCGGCAACCAUGGCGGCUCUGGCGGCUUCGAUGCCGCCUUGAGCAGCGACAGCGUCACCGAUCCUCCGGCUCCUCUGGUCAUCGCGUGCCGCGCGGGAGCCAACGGGCUGUCCCAGGGUGUCCGGCACGGCCACGCGCUCAGCCUCCGGAUGCCGCGCCGAGGCAGCAGCAGGGACGGGGACCACCUCGUCGAGGGCCUCUGCGGCGCGCUCGGCUGCCUCUCGCUCGGUCGCUGCCUGUGGCGCGGGCACGGCCAGGCUGUCGGCCUCGGCCUGGCGCACAGCGGUCGGGCGACGCCUGGCCCACGCAGCACGGCGUGUGGACGCCUUGCAAUGGGCCUCGAAAGCCACGACUGCGGCUGUGGCCUGCCCCUGCCCGGCCAGCGGAAGCCCAUGACCACUGGCUUCGGCAGCACCAGCGCCGAAAGCACCAGCAGGCAGACGCGUCACAAGGCGGAGCGCGCGAUCACGAGAGGCGUGGCCAACACCACCAGGAGCUCCAGCGGCAGCAGCAGCAGCGGGUAGCACGUACCUGCAAUCUCCACGAUGGUCCGCACGAACGUCGGCUGCUGGUGGCGGCGGCAGAUCUCGUGGAGGCCGUAGCAGGGCCGAAGACGAUGACAUCAACCUCGGCGAAAACGGCGGAGG
This is a messenger RNA of Prorocentrum cordatum, 724 nucleotides long. Lineage: Eukaryota; Dinophyceae; Prorocentrales; Prorocentraceae. The record is from the annotation of a GenBank genome assembly.